GUAAUGGUGAUCAGUCGAGAGAAUAAAAAUGGAAUAUCAAAUAAUGAUAAGCCACGUACUAUAGAAGAUGCCCUUAGUCAAUUAAGCAAUGACAAGCUCAUUGGAAAUUUUGAUGACAUCUAUCAAAUGAUGCCAUUGACCCGAGACACAUCUUGUGGAAUUUCUUUCUUAAGAGGACCAAUACUACAGAAAUUUGCAAAUAAGAAAGUCUUGGUGCUUAUUUAUGGGAUACUUAGUUUGGUCUUUGCGUCAGCUGGAUCUUAUUUCAAUGCAACGAUCACGACAAUUGAAAAGCGCUAUAAAAUUCCUUCAAAGAAUAUGGGAAUUAUUUCAGUUGGAAAUGAUGUGAGUUCCUUAUUUCUUUCGGCUUUUAUAGCAUAUUAUGGCGGCAAACGGCACAGACCACGUUGGAUUGCAUUCGGACUUAUUGCGAUCGUUAUUUAUUGCAUUUUGACGGCAUCACCCCAUUUUUUAUAUGGAGCUGGUCAAGAAAGUCUGUCACUGACUGUUGAGUAUAGAGGAUCAAAGAACCAACAAGAAACACAAGAAGCAUUGCUUGUAGAAAAUCGAAAAAUGCUGUGUCGCAGAAACUCGACCGAUGGCAUUGCAGAAUGUGAAGUUGAUGGUGGAAGUUUAAUGCCGCAAAUUUUACUGUUUGUUGCUCAAUUAAUAGCUGGUGUAGGUCAAACUCUCUGCUCUACACUCGGUAUCUCGUACAUGGAUGAUAAUAUCAAAAAGUCAAAGACUCCGGCGUUAAUGAGUAUCUCAUUUUUCAUGAGAUUAUUGGGACCAGCACUUGGAUACGCUCUUGCUAGUUAUUGCCUUAAAAUUUAUAUUGCUCCAGAUUUGACACCUGUUAUCAACAAUAAAGAUCCACGCUGGAUAGGAGCUUGGUUCAUUGGAUGGAUUGUUUUUGCUGUUGUGCUGAUGUUUUUUGCUUUAGCUGUAAGUAUGCUUCCAAAAGAAUUACCACGAUCUGCUGUACGAAAACGUAUUGAGGAAGAAAAAAUAAAGCGUGGUUUGAAGCAAGUUGAGAAGUCGUCUGUUGGUGAUACUGAAGCAUCAAUUAGUGACAUGAUUGUGACAUUUAAAAGACUGUUCAAAAAUAAGGUCUUCAUGCUGAUGAAUGUUGGAGGGAUUCUUCACUUAUUUGGGUUCCUUCCAUACUGGAUAUACACACCAAAGUUAAUUGAAACUCUUUAUCACCAAACAGCGUCAGCAUCAAGCUUUUACACUGGCACAUUAGCUAUUGUUUUUUCUGGCAUUGGAGUGCUUAUAGGAGGAGUUUUUAUCUCAAAAUUUAAGCCGUCUGCAAGAUUUCUAGCGAUGUGGCAUAUCAUAGCAGGAUCACUUUGUCUAAUGGGAAUUAUUUCCUAUGCAUUUAUUGGAUGUGAAGAAAGUGACAAAUCAAUGAGCAUCCAUCGAAACUCGAUUGUUCCAUGCAAUCAAGAUUGUCAUUGUGAUUUUGUAAAAUAUUCGCCAGUUUGUGGAACUGAUGGAUUAACAUACAUUUCAGCAUGUCAUGCAGGUUGCAACCUUAUCAAUGUUAAAAAUGGCACAAAGCAGUUUAGUGAAUGUUCAUGUGUAAAAUCUAGAAAGGAAAGCUUUUACACUCCAUUCUCACACAAUCCAGAUUCAUUGAAUGAAGUCAUUGAUGAACAGAUUGCGAUAUCAGGACCAUGUGCUGUAAAUUGUCAACGAGAAUUAUUUAUCUUUUUGGCUGUAAUGUGUGCAAUGAAAUUUAUUGGAGCGACAGGAAGAACUAGCAACUUCUUGGUAUCCAUUAGAUGUAUUGACGAGAAGGACAAAUCAGUUGCGAUUGGUCUUGGUGCGACUUUAGUUCAUUUAUUUGCAUUCAUUCCAUCACCUAUAUUGUUCGGAUAUUUACUUGACAAAUCGUGUUUAGUGUUUGGAAAAACAUGUAGUGGAACUGGCAAUUGUUGGAUUUACGAUGGAGAAACUUUAAGAUAUCUCAUGAACUAUUCAGCAGCUCUCUUUAUUGGUUUAGGGACUCUCGUUGAUGUUGGUGUGUGGCAUUAUGUUAAAGAUUUAAAAAUAUUUGAUGACGAGGAUGAAGAUGAGAAGAAUGAAAUAACGACAAUUAGAUUAUAAUUAGCAUAAGGUUUUUAAUUAGCUUUUAAACUGAUAAUCUCAAAGAUAUUUUACUAGUUCCUACAACUUAUGUUUAAAGAUUUUAAAGGAAGUAAUUAGUUUUAGGAUUAAUUAAUAUUUUUGCACACAUUAAAUUUGUAAAUUUUAUCUGCUUAUUGUGUGCAUCAUUUAGGUGGGAACAGAUAAAAAGUGAUACUGCUUAUCAUCGUGACAAGUGAAAAUUUUAAUAAUUUAAUAGUUUGUUAUUCCAAAAAAGAACCUUCAAGGUUUUUAUCCGUUUAUAUUAAUGAUAGUACUAUUUUAUACUUUUUUUAUACCCAAU
Chironomus riparius is the source of this 2434-nucleotide messenger RNA. The record is from the annotation of a GenBank genome assembly. NCBI's taxonomy places the organism in Eukaryota, Metazoa, Arthropoda, Insecta, Diptera, Chironomidae.